This is a messenger RNA of Stereum hirsutum FP-91666 SS1, 1185 nucleotides long. RefSeq names its product kinase-like protein. Lineage: Eukaryota; Fungi; Basidiomycota; Agaricomycetes; Russulales; Stereaceae. The coding region runs from base 1 to 1185 and encodes 394 amino acids. The record is from RefSeq and is a predicted model, not a curated record. Gene Ontology annotation, biological process: protein phosphorylation. The transcript is spliced from 2 exons. Gene Ontology annotation, molecular function: ATP binding; protein kinase activity.
AUGCACGUCAAGCGCAUCACACUCACAUCUAAAAAGAACUGGUGGAUGGUCGAGCUAGACGAAGAAGGCAAAGACUCGAAUGCUCCUGCGCCACCUCCUGCCCAUCCACCACAUCCACAUCCAUCUCCAUACUCCCAUUCCCACUCACACCAGUUUCCCCCUUCAGAGGAGACGAUUUACAACGAAUACACGACCUCACCACCUCAGCAAACAACAUCAAAACUCCGUCCUCGCUCGCCACAACCCUCUGACUCCGUCCGUAGGGGACAAAACCCAGUAAACUCCAUUUUCUCCUUCCCCACCCCGACAUACUACUCCGCCCCACCAAAUCCAACAUCUGCUCUCCUUCCUGUAGCCACAGGAUCUGUCUCUGAGCUCUUCAAAUGUAUAGUCAAAAAGCCCGAGACCGUCCAGCUCGAGAUCAACGGUGAGAUGCAGUCGAACGCACCGGACGUCGCGGCGCAAACGCUCGCCGAAUUACGCGUCUAUACGACCGUACCCCGGCAUAAAAACCUUCCCGCCUUUCUUGGGUGCUUAGAGAAUGUCGGGAUGGUGCUGGAAUUCAUCGAAGGGAAGACGCUGUACGAAGUUCUGAAGGAGACGCCCGACAUGACGAGGUCGAGGAAACGAGAUCUCCAUAAUCAGCUCUUGGACGGCCUCACGCAUCUACACGCUUCCGGACUCAGUCACGGCGAUCUAUCACUUCUGAACAUCCAAAUCACACAGCAUGGCACACUCAAAAUCCUCGACUUUGGAAGAUCAGUCCACGCAGACUCGAUCUACAUGCCGCCAGACUCGGAGGAACCCCUCGACCCAUUCGCGCAUCUCAAGCACUCACAUACGCGGUUUCCUCCGCAGAGGCAGGUGGAGCAGAUACAUCCUGGGACGAGGCCAUUCAGUGCGCCUGAGGUGUUGAGGGGAGAGUGUCAGGAUGCGCGGUUGGCGGAUGCGUAUAGUUUUGGUAUGGUAAUAAUUUGCGUGGAAAGGUUGACGAUGGUCGACGUGAAGCCGUGGGAUCAGAGGAAGGAUUUAUUGCCGAAGGGGUUCUUGGAUGGGUUAGAGUUGUUCGGGGAGAGAUUGCCGCAGUAUUUGAGGAGGUUUGAUACGAGGAGGAGGUUGGUGAGGGAGGAUAUGGUGGUGGUCAACGAUGAUGAAAUAAUGGUAUGCCUAUUUCCCUCCCUUUGA